GCCCCAAGAACACCUGUUCACAAGCGUAGAUAUUUGUACCUGCUUAGAAUUCAGUUAUAACGAGUAUAGGUAUUUUAUAUUUGCACAAUUGUUUCGUCUCUGCGUCAUAAUAUAAUUCAGCUAGGUGAAGUGCAAAAUUCAAAAUUCAAGGCGAAUUAGACACCUGUGCAAGAUUACUCAUUCACCAUAUCGCAUAUGGAUACACUCAAUUUUGACAUUCAAGCACCAGAUUAUCUAUAUUUCACAUUCGCCUUUAAAGUUUGAAAAUUAAUAAAACGCUGAUUCGUCGAAAUGAAAAAAAUGACAUUGCCAAUUUUCUUCCAAAUAUUCGUUAUACUUUGGUGUUUCAGUCUUUAUCCGGUGGCGGUAUAUUCAGAAAAUGCUUUGAUUUACAGUUGGAAGUAUAAGGAGAUCGACGAAUUGAAAUCAGACGACAAACCAUGCCAAUAUUGCAUAACCGCCUGUCCACCUUCUUCAGAUCUUGAAAAAAAAUUCGACCGGAAUGAUUCGAUUGGUAGAAUUGGAAGCAGCCUAUUUCUUAAAAAAAUAUAUCCAGAUGUAGUACACAGGAAAGAUAUGGAAGUGGACAUUUGUAAUACAUCAUUUAAACCAGUAAUGAUUUGGGAUACGAAGGAAGAACUGCAUAGAAUUGGAUACGAGCUUUAUUAUAACGAGGAACAGAAACAAGGAUCGAAGUUCGAAUUGAAAUGCGACAAGCACGAUGAGUUCAGAAGAAUCGUUAAUGGAGAACCAAGUAUACUAAGGCCAGUUCCAAUCAGCGAGAACGUCAGCAAACACAAAGAUGAAGAUGGUAAGAACACAGUAUUUGAAAUACAGACAGAUGGAGUAAACCAAAAACUGGUAUUUUACUGGUUACCAGUGCUAUCAAUCAAAUCGGGGAUAUCGGCGUUGAUAGUUCAAUCAAGAUUCAAUCAUAGACAGAUCACCUUCGAAAAAGAUGUAAUCAAUAUUUACCCACAAAGAGAAACAAUCACCAAAUGUACGGAUUAUAAUUUAGGCGCUUACUCGUCACUAAUUGCAUUACAAGCAACGAACGAAGAAGAAUUGCUAAAAGAAAUAGAGGAAUUGCCAUCGCCACCAAAUAAACCAAUAAAAAUAUGCAAGCAAUUGGAGAACGAUUGCAUGAAAAUGACUCAAAUAAUGCCUAUGCUAUUUUUUCACACAACUGCAUCUAAGCUGGCUACUUGCACGUACUUGAAUUUAGCCUAUAUUUGGAACAGCAUUGCAAAUGGACGACUGAAGAAAGUCGACCGAUAUUUGUACGCGAUGCAUCGAAUAUGGGAUUCCUACGACAUGAAAAUAAGUUUCGGUAUAACGGGCGAAAUGGAUCUGGAUGUAGACUCAAUCAGUGCCUACACAGCAUCAAUCAAUUUAUCAAAAGAUAAAACUCUUCAAAAUUUCCCCACUCCUCAGAUCAUAUACAGAAUUGUCAGAUACGAAGUAGACAGCAUCAUUUAUCAAACCAUCGUAGUAAUACAUAAUAAUUCCAGUCUUGAAUUAGCCCCACGUGAGACGAGAGUUUGCUCCAAGACUGAAGAAGUAGGAGGUUGGAGUAAAAUAAAAAAUCAAUUGGACGAGCCGGGAUUAACUUACGCUUGCCCAGUGACCAGAAAUUCUUUGCUGUACUUGGGAAUUGAUGAUCACGAUGCGGUAUCACCUUCUGAUCCACUGGAAUUAAAUGCAUUUCCCGAAUAUAGAAAUGGAAAAAUUGAAAAGGUCGAUAAAACCGACGAUAUUGAAAAGCAAUUGACAUAUAUUGCUGAGCAGUUGGGUAUUGUUGAUUAAAUUUAGAAUUUAGCAGGGUAAAAUUCUAUUCACAGACUUUUUCUUUCAAUGUAGGUAGAUUGUUACAUACCUACUGAUUUUAUUGGAGUUUAAUAUUUUCAACUAGCAUUGUUCGUAAGUCAUUUUUAAGCUGUAAAUUUUGUAAAUUAUCCAUUCACCAUAAUUCAUAAU
Molecule: messenger RNA, 1977 nt
Organism: Planococcus citri (citrus mealybug)
Lineage: Eukaryota; Metazoa; Arthropoda; Insecta; Hemiptera; Pseudococcidae
Exons: 7
Coding region: 292-1806 (504 amino acids)
Source: RefSeq, a predicted model, not a curated record